This is a messenger RNA of Didymodactylos carnosus, 1272 nucleotides long. NCBI's taxonomy places the organism in Eukaryota, Metazoa, Rotifera, Eurotatoria, Philodinida, Philodinidae. The record is from the annotation of a GenBank genome assembly.
AUGAAUCUAUUAAAUGGAGUUAACUCCAAUAACGAGAGAUCAUACGUUUAUCCCGUAGAUCUAUCGUUGUCAUUCGAUGAACCAACCAUUGAGGCUGAUUUUAAAGUCUCAUCGUCUAUUGAUCCUGUUGCACAAAUUGAGAAAUGGUUAAGAUCACCAUCAACAUCUCCACCAUUAGUAAAUAUCACACAACAGCCAAUAAUAAUAGCAAUGUAUAACGAUUCCAAUGUAGUAUCAUCAUCAGUACAAAAUUCUUCACCUUCAUCCUCAUCUUCACAUUCAGAAAAAAGAAAAAACCGAGAUCGACAAACGCUAUCUGACGGCCAUGUCAAAUAUGGACCAAUAACGGUCAAUCCUCGCAAACGUCCGGCUAAAACAUUGUUUACUGGUCGAAAAUCUAAAUAUGAAAUAUUACCCCCAGACGAAGAGGAGAAGCGUCGAAUGAGACGUGAAAGAAAUCGUGUAGCAGCAACAAAAUGUCGUGAAAAACGUGAAGAUGUUAUUACUUUUUUAGAAAAAGAACAUGAAACUGAAUUAAAUAAAAAUGCACAAUUAAAGGAAAAUCUCAGACAACUCAAGAAAAAACAUGAAGAAUUAGAAAAAGUACUGAUGAAUCAUUCAAAUGUAUGUCAACUUAAUCAAAAUCAAUCAAGAGCAAUUAACGAUCAACAACUAAUGUGCUCAACAAGCAACAAUUAUCUUGUUAAUACAAGUAUGAUCGAUGAUAGUUUACCAUCAUCGUUAUCAAAUUCGAUAGAAGAAAUGUUAUUUGGGGACACAGCACGUACCUCUUUUUCCGAUAUUAAUACCACACGAGGAGAUUACAACGCACCAAUCGUCUCCUCGUCUUAUCAUCAUGUUUGUACUACAACAAACAAAGCGGAUGAGGCGAAUAAUUAUCUCGUCCAAAUACCGUACACUUCAACACAAUUGAAAGAUAAUUACUUUUUAACCAACUCAAAUUAUUUAGAACAACAAAAUCAAUCAUUAUUAUUACCAUCCUCAUCGUUUGUCAAUGAUCAACAACAACAAAAUUACAAUCAUUUACAACCAAUGGUUGAUCUCAUAGAUCGAAAUCCAUCAACAAGAAUGAUAUCUCAAGAUUCAGGACCUUCUGUGGUUCAAUCAACAAAUAUUUCAGAAAAUAUUCGACAAAUGUUCACUUAUGAAAUGGGUGGUGCUAAUAAUACGCUCAUAACAAAUUGUGCUAGAGAGUUUGGCUCAAGUAGCGAAGAAGAUUCAUCGUCUCCGACACUUACACCAGUAUUUUAA